UCAGCGCACUCAGCUGCGCCUCAGACGCGUUCAGUGCCGCGCACACGAGUUUCCAGUCGAUCCGUAAACUUUAGUAACUCCAGGUCUGCUUUCACAAACUUCAUUUGGUUCCGGAAACAUGCUGGAUGAACACUGAUUUUUUUUUUCUUUUUUGCAAUUCCGCCGCUAAAUAAGUUUGUUUUCCAAUCCGAGCAGGUACAAUGGCCGCAUUCUUCAGCGGAUCGACAGAUUAGAGGGGUAAAAUCAGGUCUCUGCAGAUUGGGCCACAGAUAGCAAAGAAGACACACUACAACCAUGGAUCUUGGAAACGAUGUAGAUCUGUCCAAUAAUAACAUCACGCCUUUGUGGAGACGACGUGGAGACAACAGUAAAAGCCCCCAGGACUUGAGCAAAUCCAAACAUCGACCCCACAGUUACCACAUCAAUGGGGUCUCGCAAACGGACUUUCCCGUGGAGGACAACAAAUGUUCCUUCACCUUGAGCCAGCCUGCUGAGAGGCUUGUGGUUGCACCUCCAAGGAACGCUGUGUUGCUAAAGCAUGUUCUCCACAAACCCUCAAGGAAAACAAGAGUUGUCCGAAGCAUCAGCAUUGGGCACCUCUCCAACGUACGCUUCACUUUGUCCAAAUUUAGGUCUGAGGAUAACAGAUCUGCUUCGCUGGACAAUAGACCGUGUAAUGGAGACAGUAACCGGGGGAAACCCACUAAUGGAGAGACAGUGUGGCCUGAAAAGCGUCUUCAGGAGCCUAAGAAACGCACGCCCAGUCCGUUCAGGCUGAGCUCACCAAAAGAUCAGGUGUCAUUUGGGACUAAUUCAUCUUCACCCGAGGAUGUUUCUCUUAAACGUUCCUCGCCCGUGCUGUCCUCACACACUCCCAACAACAACUACAACCACUGUGAACUGUCCUCCCUGUCAUCCACAUCCAGCUCCUCUCCUCCAACCCGUCGCACCCUCACCCCUUCCCACAGCUCCACUUCCAGCAUCCCCUCGCUGUCUUCUCUAACCUCCUCAGACCCUCCGACCCCACGUUCCCCAUCGCCGGCAGACAGAGGCCAGGCAGCGCUCAGACAGUCUCAGACAUCCUCACCUGCAUCCUCACAGGACACCAGGCAUGCCUCUUCAGCUUCUUCCCUCUCCUCUACCUCACCCUCACUUUCCCCGUCUGUCUCCCCCAUUCCCUCCAUCGUCCUCAGCACCAACAGCCCCGCUGCCCUGAAGAUGGGCACCCAUCAGCUCAUUCCUAAGGGUUUAGCAUCCGAUACCCGGCAUAGCAAGACGCCUCUGUCUGCACCACAUGGCCAGGGUUUGGCAGGGCUGCUGGGGUUGGAUCCUUCCAAACGAGCUAUGAAAGCCCUGAGCAUGGUGGAAUCAGGACCGUACUUUUCUACAGGAGGGGGCCGUGGUGAGGGGGCAGAAGGGGAAAGUGAGAGCCCAGGGACACUGAGGCGAGGCUUGAGGAGUACGUCCUAUAGGAGGGCAGUUGUGAGUGGAGUGGACUUAGAGGUCCCAUCUUCGGAUCCCAAGGGUCAUCGCCUGUCCCAGCCUGCCAUCAAAGGACAAGGCAUGGAUAAUCUGGAUUCACCAGUUAGCGCAACAAGUCCUGGCGCUGUAAGCCUCACUGCCAGCCCAGGAGCUGCCAAGCCUGUGAGCCCUGGGAUGCCCAAAGCUGUCAGCCCCAGGAUUUCAAAGCCUGCUAGUCCUGGGACGGAAAAGCCUAAAAGCAACGGGAUAAACAAGAGUCCAGAUAAGAGAAAAGUUCUGACCAGUCAGCGGACUUUUGACAGCGAAGAAGAGGAGCUGUACCAGAACUACCAGGAGAAGGCCUUGCAUAAUGACUCCGAUGAAGAUGCCGAUUCCCGAGAACCCAAACCCGAUAACGGCAUCGUCGUGCAGUACAGACCCAUACGUACCUCCUGGAGCCAGCUCAGCGUGGUGAAGAAAAGUGGACUGUCUGACCAGAUAAGUCAGGAGGAACGCAAAAGACAAGAGGCCAUUUUCGAAGUGAUCUCGUCGGAACACUCAUACCUCCACAGUCUGGACAUCCUGAUCCGCAUGUUCAAGAACUCUGCAGAGCUCAGAGAGUCCAUGACCAAGACUGAACACCACCACCUGUUUUCCAACAUCACCGAUGUCUGUGAAGCCAGCAAAAAGUUCUUUAAGGAACUGGAGGAAAGACACCAACAGAACAUAGUGAUCGAUGACAUCAGUGACAUUGUUUUCAAGCACGCUCAGUCCAACUUCGAUCCUUAUGUCACGUACUGCUCCAAUGAGGUCUACCAACAGAGAACCCUGCAGAGGCUGGUCACCAAGAAUCCAACUUUUAAGGAGGUUUUGACCAGGAUAGAGGGCCACCCAGACUGCAGGAACCUCCCCAUGAUCUCUUUCCUCAUCCUGCCCAUGCAGAGGGUCACCCGUCUGCCCCUGCUCAUGGAUACAAUCUGUCAGAAGACACCUAAAGACUCGACACAAUAUGAAGAGUGUAAGAAAGCUUUACAAGCAGUCAGCAAGGUGGUAAGAAAAUGCAAUGAAGGAGCUCGCACGAUGGAGAGAACAGAAAUGAUGUACACCAUCAACUCUCAGCUGGAGUUCAAGAUCAAGCCUUUCCCCUUGGUCUCGUCCUCCAGGUGGAUGGUAAAGAGAGGGGAGCUGACUGCGUUUGUGGAGGAUAAUGGCAUCUUCCUCAAGCGGACGUCCCGGCAGCAGGUUUACUUCUUCCUCUUCAAUGACGUCCUCAUCGUCACCAGGAAGAAAAGUGAGGAGAGCUACACCGUGAUCGACUACGCUCUGAGGAAUCACAUCUCGGUGAGUUCCUGCCAACCGGAGGACGUCAACCUGUCGCCGGUCAGAAGCACCGCCGGCAUGCUGAGCUCACGGCAAUCUGGUGCCAACCACCUCUUCCGACUGUGUUUCUAUAGCAACCACUCUGGGGAAAAGGUGUCCAUGAUCCUUGGAACGGAGUUGCUGAAUGAGCGUGCUCGAUGGAUCAGUGCUCUGGGCCAGAAUGUCAACAGUAAGAAGAGCCAGGAUAGAACCAGUAAGUGGCCACUU
Messenger RNA from Stegastes partitus (bicolor damselfish), 3048 nucleotides. RefSeq names its product rho guanine nucleotide exchange factor 26. The annotation marks the transcript as partial. Lineage: Eukaryota; Metazoa; Chordata; Actinopteri; Pomacentridae. The transcript has 13 exons. The record is from RefSeq and is a predicted model, not a curated record. Gene Ontology annotation, molecular function: guanyl-nucleotide exchange factor activity. Gene Ontology annotation, biological process: activation of GTPase activity.